This is a messenger RNA of Sorex fumeus (smoky shrew), 4221 nucleotides long. It is a transcript of the gene RTF1, whose product is annotated as RTF1 homolog, Paf1/RNA polymerase II complex component. The transcript has 18 exons. Gene Ontology annotation, molecular function: RNA polymerase II C-terminal domain phosphoserine binding; DNA binding. Gene Ontology annotation, cellular component: Cdc73/Paf1 complex. The coding region runs from base 4 to 2142 and encodes 712 amino acids. Lineage: Eukaryota; Metazoa; Chordata; Mammalia; Eulipotyphla; Soricidae. The record is from RefSeq and is a predicted model, not a curated record.
CGCAUGCGCGGUCGCCUUUGUGUGGGUCGAGCGGCGGCGGCGGCGGUGGCGGCGGCAGUGGCGGUCCCACUGGCAGGCGGGCGAGAGGGGAGUCCGGGCGGCGUCCGGCGUGGAAGCCGGGGGAGCACCAUGGUCAAGAAGCGGAAAGGCCGCGUGGUGAUCGACUCGGAUACAGAGGACAGCGGCAGCGACGAGAACUUGGAUCAGGAGCUCUUGUCACUGGCAAAGCGAAAGCGAAGCGACUCUGAGGAGAAGGAGCCACCAGUGACUCAGCCUGCAGCCUCCUCAGACUCCGAGACGUCUGACAGUGAUGAUGAGUGGACAUUUGGGAGCAAUAAAAAUAAGAAGAAAGGAAAGGCCAGAAAAAUAGAGAAGAAAGGAACCAUGAAGAAGCAGGCCAACAAAACUGCCUCCUCAGGCAGUUCGGACAAAGACAGUUCAGCCGAGAGCUCGGCCCCUGAGGAAGGGGAGGUCUCCGAUUCCGACAGCAACAGCUCUUCCUCCAGCUCCGACUCCGACUCCUCCUCCGAAGACGAAGAGUUCCACGAUGGCUAUGGAGAAGACCUCAUGGGUGAUGAGGCAGACCGGGCCCGUCUGGGACAGAUGACCGAGAAGGAAAGAGAGCAGGAACUGUUCAACCGGAUAGAGAAGAGAGAGGUGUUGAAAAGAAGAUUUGAAAUAAAAAAGAAACUAAAAACAGCCAAAAAGAAAGAAAAGAAAGAAAAAAAGAAAAAGCAAGAAGAGGAGCAGGAAAAGAAAAAAAUGACUCAAAUUCAAGAAUCUCAGGUAACAUCCCACAACAAGGAACGGCGUUCCAAGCGGGAUGAGAAACUAGAUAAGAAAUCUCAAGCCAUGGAGGAGCUCAAAGCAGAGCGAGAAAAGCGGAAGAACAGAACAGCUGAGCUCCUCGCCAAAAAACAGCCAUUAAAAACCAGUGAGGUGUACUCGGACGAUGAGGAGGAGGAAGAGGACGAUAAGUCCAGUGAAAAGUCUGACCGCUCAUCCCGAACCUCGUCCUCUGAUGAAGAAGAGGAGAAAGAAGAGGUCCCCCCCAAAUCACAGCCCGUCUCUUUACCGGAAGAGCUGAACCGGGUGCGAUUAUCCCGGCAUAAGCUAGAGCGUUGGUGCCACAUGCCCUUCUUCGCGAAGACGGUCACGGGCUGUUUCGUGCGGAUUGGCAUCGGAAACCACAACAGUAAACCAGUGUACCGGGUUGCUGAGAUCACAGGUGUUGUAGAAACGGCUAAAGUUUACCAGCUGGGCGGCACCAGGACGAACAAAGGGCUCCAGCUAAGGCACGGCAACGACCAGCGAGUGUUUCGCCUAGAGUUCGUCUCUAACCAGGAAUUCACGGAAAGCGAGUUCAUGAAAUGGAAAGAAGCGAUGUUCUCUGCCGGCAUGCAGCUGCCCACUCUCGAUGAAAUCAAUAAGAAGGAACUGUCCAUUAAAGAAGCUCUUAAUUAUAAAUUCAAUGACCAGGACAUUGAAGAGAUUGUAAAAGAGAAAGAAAGGUUCAGAAAAGCUCCACCCAACUAUGCUAUGAAGAAGACUCAGCUGCUAAAGGAGAAGGCCAUGGCUGAGGACCAGGGGGAUCAAGACAAGGCCAAACAGAUCCAAGACCAGCUGAAUGAGCUGGAGGAGCGGGCAGAGGCCCUGGACCGCCAGCGGACCAAGAACAUAUCCGCCAUCAGUUACAUCAACCAGCGGAACCGGGAAUGGAACAUCGUGGAGUCUGAGAAGGCCCUUGUGGCUGAAAGUCACAACAUGAAAAACCAGCAGAUGGAUCCGUUUACCCGGCGGCAGUGCAAGCCGACCAUCGUGUCUAACUCCAGAGACCCGGCUGUUCAAGCUGCCAUCUUGGCCCAGCUAAACGCAAAGUAUGGCUCCGGAGUGUUACCAGAUGCUCCCAAGGAAAUCAGCAAGGGGCAGGGGAAGGACAAAGAUUUGAAUUCUAAGUCAGCCAGCGACCUCUCCGAAGACCUGUUCAAAGUGCACGAUUUUGAUGUGAAGAUUGAUUUACAAGUUCCCAGCUCAGAGUCCAAGGCACUGGCCAUCACCUCCAAGGCUCCGCCGGCCAAGGAUGGGGCUCCCCGGCGGUCUCUGAACUUGGAAGACUACAAAAAGCGACGGGGGCUUAUCUGAGCACACCCGGCCUGCUGCUGCCGACUGCAUGCCCCACCGCGUGCCCCACUUCCUCUUUUCCUUUCUUUUGCCCUCCUUGGACUGGAGCAGCAGUGGAACUGGGAAGAGACUAAACUGCCAGUCAUCUGUACUAUAAACCAUUUGCUGUAUAGACUCUACCCCCCCCCCCCCCCCGUCUGCACCAUCUCCCACCGACCCCAAACCCCCGCCCCCAGGCCACCCCCCACGCAGACCUGGGCUCUCUGGGGCUCUCUCCAUGUCCUUAGAUUUGUGUUUGCCCUCUCCUUUGGUUCUGUUGUUUUCUUUUUUAAACCAGCGCAGUUCGUUGGCCACUCUGCACGCAUUCAGUGUUACCGAGGAGCUGGGACUCUCGCUGGCACCCCAGACCAGAGCAGACGCACUCGCUCUUCUUGGCUCUGCUGCCGGGGGUGGGGGGGAUCACGGGCCCCCAACCACUGAGCAUUCAGCACCUGACCCCUGUGGAGGGAGCCGGGGCCCGGCGUCUGCGGUCCUCCUGCCUCUCAUCUUUCUCUUCUUCCCGUCUGCGGAAAAGAGGUUUUCGAACCCAAUUUAGUUUCCAAAAAGUGUACAUUUGUGGGGAGGGAAGGGGCUCUGUUUGCGAGAGUGCGUGAGUGCCUGUGUGCGCAUGUGUGAGUCUGUGUGUGUCUGUAAGUGUGGAUUUUUUUAUCAUUUUUUAAAAAUGCAGUACUCUUUGUACCAGUCUGUCAUGGGUCUAUAGCUGUUUCAGAUUUUUUUUCAGCUGUACUUGAGCAUCUGAAACUGCAAGAAAGUAACUCAUUAAAUGUGAUUCUUCUUACUAAACAGGCCUGACUGCUGUAGCUGUGUGGCGUCCGGCCCCGCCCCUGCUCCCCCAUCCGGCUCCCCAUCAGCUCCUCCCGAGAACCCCCAUACCCUGUAGUCUGUGUCCUGGCAGCCCCGAGGCCACCCCCAGCAGGUUCCCGGGCUCCGGCCCAAGCUCCGGCUGAAUGUAGAGUGUUUCUUCCUGCUACCCCCUCCCUCACCUUGUCUCUUCAUAGUGAUCCUGUUGUGCUGUUGCGGCAAGAAUAAUGUUUUGUUUUAUUUUUAAGAGAAAAGUGUUCGACAUGACUGUGGGGAGAACCACCACAAAAAGGUUUAGGUUGCAGAUGUUUCAAAUGUGCGAUUGCGUGCGUGCAUGUGUGUGUGUGUGUGUCUACAUAUACAUACAUGUGGUGAGCAUAUAUAUUGUGCAGCUGGGGUGAAGCCAGCUAAGACGUGUGUGUGUGUGUGUGUGUGUGUGUGUGUGUGUAUGUGUAUAUGUGUGCGUCUUUAUGAAAUGUUUGAAAAGAGAUAAGCUGACUGCUUGAUAAUCAUUCUCAGGUGUAAAGCUCCAAGUGUAAAUAAAAGUGGCAUUUAACAAAUCUUUUCAGAACAAAGUACAGCUGACUAUAUAUACCUAUAACUAAGCUAAAGAAACAGUCGAGCAGCGAUUCCCAGCAGAGAGGAGGAUUCGAGACUGCUCUCUACUUCUUCACCCUGCCUUUCUGCAGGGAAGAGGGCUGAUGGGAAAUCAUGGAGUUGUAUUUAAACAUAAAAAUGGACUUGGUGACUCUUCUGGGUUUAAUAGAGCCUCGGUGUUCCUUUAACUUAGUUUACAUGGUUUUUAUUUUUAAAAAGAAACAACCACAGCAACGGAUGGUCAGCAAACAGAUUGUGACCAUAAAAUCGCUGUGACUGCCCCGAGCUCGGCAGUAGCUGGGACACAGUCAGGUUGAGCUGAGGAGCGGCCAUGGACUCAUUAAAAUCAUUCAUACUUGAACAGUCCUUGGGCCAGCGGGUUCUGAUUGUGCAAACGUGGAAUCAAAGGCGUAGACAGGGCCUGGGCUCUGGAGGAGCCCUGCGGGCGGCUGGGACCUCCGAUCAUGACGAACUGGGACAUUUUUUUUCCUUUCUGGUUUUAAAAGACAUGAAAUGCUAGAACCCAUAUAAUUGCCGGAGUCUUUCUGGUCCACCAUGUAGAUCUGUAUUUAGUUAUCUUUGGGAUUUGGUGACGUGUCGAUGACAUUAUGGCUGUGUAAUAAAAUUUUUAUUAAAACUGCA